Entrophospora candida is the source of this 2637-nucleotide messenger RNA. Lineage: Eukaryota; Fungi; Glomeromycota; Glomeromycetes; Entrophosporales; Entrophosporaceae. The record is from the annotation of a GenBank genome assembly.
AUGAACUUAAAAGAAUUAGCGAAUUUACCAAUCUUAAAAUUUAAAGAAAAAAAGCUGUUUACAGAAGCAAUCACUCAUAGAAGUUACUCAUACGAAAACAUUAAAGUAAAUUACAGUUAUGAAAGACUGGAAUUUCUUGGAGAUUCAAUCGUAAAUUUGAUGGUUGGAGAUUUCCUGUAUAAAAAAUUUCCCGAUUAUGAAGAAGGAAAAUUAACUGAACUACGUUUAAAAUUAAUUUGUGAAGAAACUUUCGCUCAAUUUAGCUUGGCGAUUAAAUUAGAUAAGCAUAUAAAAUUAGGAAGAGGCGCUGAAUCAAUAAGAAAUGGAAAUAAAUUGUUGGCCGAUGUUUUCGAAUCAUACAUUGCUGCUGUGUUCAUCGACUCGGUUGACAAAAAUCUUGAUCCUAUUAAUCGAUUACAAAUUUGGGCGGUAAAAAGAGGGUUUGAGACCCCAAUAUAUGAUGAUCUUACUCCAAAAGAUGCACCAAAUACCAACAACACUGAAUUCAGAUUUAAAGCCAUCAUCAAUUCUAAAAUUCAUGAAAUACAUCGCCAAUUAGAAAGUGAGGGUAAUAGAAGGGAAAGAAAUGACGACGGUGGAAUAAAAAGAAAUAUUGAUGAUAAUAACAAUAACAAUAACAUUGCAGAAUGGUCUAAAGUAAUGUGUCCAGACUCUGUUUUUUUAAAUGAUGGAUUAGGCGGGUUUUUAUGUUUAGAGGAAAUUGAUGGCAUUGAUAUAGAAUAUGAUGAACAUACGGGAGCAAGUGAUGGAAAAACUAAAGUUAAAUCAAAAAAAAAAAACUUAAAGAAAAACCCCCCUGCUAAACCAGAAGAGCCUUUAUCCAUGGAAGUUAAUGAAGAUCAAGAUAAAAACAUGGAUAUAAACCACAAAGACGUCAAUGAUUUACAAUCUGAAAGUGAAGAAGAAGAACAAGUUAUUGUUGACAAUAAGAUAGCUGCUGAAACACAAAUUAUUGAGACUUCAAAUGAAGAAUUAUUAGAUUCGGGAAAAUCGGCAUGGGAUCGGUUCAAUCUUUCAUCUGAUAUGAUGAAAGGCUUGGAAUUGCUUAAAUUUGAUAAACCAACACCAAUUCAAGAGAAAACAUUGCCUGCCAGCUUAACUGGUAGAGAUGUUGUGGGUGCAGCAGAAACUGGUUCAGGGAAAACACUCGCUUUUGGUAUUCCUAUCUUAGAAUACAUCAUUAAAAGGAAAAACAACAAUGAAAAUCAGUUCAACGAACUUGUUGGACUUAUUUUGACUCCCACUAGAGAAUUGGCCAUUCAAAUAAAAGAUCAUCUUCAGAGUAUCAGCAAAUUUUCUUCAAUCAAUGUAACUCAUUGCUUAUUUAUUUAUUUAACUAUAAUAAAAAUAGGAGGGAUGUCUUUACAAAAGCAACAAAGGUUACUAGAAAAAAAUCCAAAUGUUAUUAUUGCAACACCUGGGAGAUUAUGGGAAAUAUUUUCAGAGAAGGACGCUUUUAUUAAAAAACUUCGACUUGUAAGAUUUUUGGUUUUGGAUGAAGCCGAUAGAAUGCUCGAGAGUGGACAUUUUAAAGAAUUAGAUCAUAUCCUUUCAGUUUUAUCUUUGGAAAGACAAAACACAGAUCAUCAGGAUUCAAAUAAUGCUGUGCAAUCAAGACAGACAUUUGUAUUUUCAGCUACUUUGGAUAAAACAUUGAAGGAAAAAUUGAAGCAAAAAAAAGGCUUCAUGACAAAAAAUCCAAAAAAUAAUAAUUCUUCAGGAACUCUUGAUGAAUUAAUGCAAAAACUGGAAUUUAGAGAUCCAGAUCCUGUGUAUGUUGAUAUUACACCCGAAAAUGCUGUAGUUACCACUUUGCAAGAAUCUAAAAUUGAUUGUUUAGCUAAAGACAAGGAUUUGUAUGUUUAUUAUUUUAUAACAUGUUAUCCAGGCCGUACAUUAAUUUUUGUCAAUAGCAUUGACUCGAUUCGUCGGCUUGUUCCAAUUUUGAAAUUAUUGAAAAUUGAAGUUAUUGGAUUUCAUGCACAAAUGCAACAAAGGCAACGUCUUAAGAAUUUAGAUAGGUUCAAAGCAAAUGAUAAUGUGGUGAUGGUUGCAAGUGAUGUGGCUUCGCGUGGCUUAGAUAUACAUCAAGUGGAUCAUGUGAUUCAUUAUCAUUUGCCUCGUUCUAGUGAUAUAUAUGUUCAUCGUAGUGGGCGUACAGCACGUGCAAGCAAGGAAGGUGUCAGUUUGAUUUUAUGCAGUCCUGAAGAAUUGAGCUUAUACAGAAAAUUGUGUCAGAAGCUAAAUAAAGUUGGGAUUGCUGAAUUUCCAACGAAUGGAGGAUUUGUCAACAUGAUGAAACAAAGAAUUGAGUUGGCAAGACAAAUUGAUCAAGAUGAACAUAAAUUACAAAAGACAAAUUAUGAAGAAGAUUGGUAUAAGAAAGCAGCAAAAGAUUUGGAUGUUGAUUUAGAUGAUAAUAGCUCUCAAACUAGUAAAAAACAACAAAAUUUUAUUAAAGGAAAAAUUAAAUCAAUGAAAUUGGAAUUAGAUAAACUUUUAUCACAACCAUUAAUACCAAAAGGGGUUUCUACCAAAUAUUUAACAAGUGGCGUUGUUAGAGAUUUAGCUGACAGAUUACUAGACAAAUCAUCAUGUAGAACAUUUUUGGCUUAG